Oikopleura dioica is the source of this 666-nucleotide messenger RNA. The record is from the annotation of a GenBank genome assembly. NCBI's taxonomy places the organism in Eukaryota, Metazoa, Chordata, Appendicularia, Copelata, Oikopleuridae.
AUGAUAAAAUUUUUUAUUAACUCCUUAGCCGUGGGACAGAUGCUCAUGGGGCCAAGAGAUUCACUUGAUGAUGAGCCGGAUACUGAAACUGCGUCGAUCGGUCUUCUCGGACCACGAAGAUGGAGUCAGCUUCUUGGCUUGAUGACCCGGUACAAUCCGGACUUUGACACGAGAACGUAUUUUGCUUACGGAUGCAAUUGUCAGUUUUUUGGUGAUCGACCGAUGAGCGGCCCUGGCGGCGGGCCACCAAUGGACAAACUCGACCGAACUUGCCGAGAAUACCGGAAUUGCCAGAAAUGCACGAGAAUGCAAUUCGGGGACGAGUGUCGCGGCGAAUUCGUUCGUUACUCGGAAACGGUCGAUGCACUUGGUAACUACAAAUGUGGAGAUGAGCCGGGCACGUGUGCCAGGGCAAUUUGCGAGUGCGACCAUCGAUUUGCGCGGGAACAUGCUGAUAAGCGCGAAUUUUACAACGAAGAAAACCACAGUUUCUAUUCUCCAAGUGGCUUUGACGACCGUGUCUACUGCCCUGCUUCUCGAGGAACUCGCAAUCGUGAUUACCAAGCAGAUUUGCAGUGCUGCGGAGGUGAGUCAAAGCCGUUUUUGCUUUACGAUGCGAACGCGAAGUCUUGCUGUGAUGGUAUUGUCAACGAAGGUGGAUGCUGA